Eruca vesicaria subsp. sativa (arugula) is the source of this 312-nucleotide messenger RNA. Lineage: Eukaryota; Viridiplantae; Streptophyta; Magnoliopsida; Brassicales; Brassicaceae. The record is from the annotation of a GenBank genome assembly.
AUGGUUGCAGCAAUGAACAGCGACGUACUGCAAGCUCUCCACCAAUCUCUCCAGAAAAUCUCAUUUGCGUCACUUCUCUCCCACGAAGAAGAAAAGAAGGGGAAGCUUGCUGAGAUUAAGUAUGUAUUGGACGAGCUGAUCCGGAAAAUGGAUCUUGAGGCAAGAAGUUUGCAGCAGAGUGCUGACGCUGUGUGUCUUUUUAAACUAAGAGAGUAUAAAGCUGAUAGUGACAAAAACAAAGCUGAUCUGAAACCAGUUGAAGAAAGAUUUCAAACGAAUGUCGUCGCCAGAUGUCAACCAGUCUACAUGUGA